This is a messenger RNA of Neoarthrinium moseri, 573 nucleotides long. RefSeq lists its product as uncharacterized. The transcript has a single exon. Bases 1 to 573 code for a protein of 190 amino acids. The record is from RefSeq and is a predicted model, not a curated record. Lineage: Eukaryota; Fungi; Ascomycota; Sordariomycetes; Amphisphaeriales; Apiosporaceae.
AUGCCGAGGUCCUCGGGGGACUGUCUACCAUUCUGGCCCAGCAACAUCCCUUUUAAGUAUGCGAGGAAUCGACUGCCUGACGGCUGGGAUUAUCGAAAGUGGUUGAAGACAAAGCUUUCAGGGCCAUCUUCGGGUUCGUUCCAGGUGCAGAUUAUUAUCGAUCCUGCUACAGAUGGCGACCGGCACGCCACUGUCACCGAAAAGGCCGUCGGCGAGUUGUCAACAAAAACUACAAGACGGCGCGGCCAUAAUGGUGGAGCCAUCCGCCGGAAAGGCCGUCUGUCCACUUUCAACACGGGGGUUUAUGCGGUCGUCUCCAUUGAGAACUUGAGAUUGGUCAUUGUUGUGCAUCAUCGUCAUGGCCAACGAUCAGUAUUGGCGGUCUGCACGUUGGCCAUUCUCCUUCGUACCCCUGCGCAAGGAAGCGGUAAAUUUAAGCUUAACCACCUUUGCCGCCGUAAUAGUGAUCUGCGACACUCGAUAGACAUUCUCGUAGACUGGUGCAGACCGGAUUCGUGGGGUAAGGUUAUCAUCUGGAACAUCUUUGAAUCCAAGGCCGCACCUGGCGUCUAA